UCGCGGCCCGGGCCAUGGGGCUGGGCGGAUCCGAAGCUCGGCCGAGCUGAGGCAGCGGCGCCCGUUCGCGCAGCCCGCUCGCCGGCGCCUGACCCUCACGAUGAUGAAGAAGAAGAAGUUUAAGUUUAAGGUGGACUUCGAGCUCGAGGAGCUCUCCUCGGUGCCCUUCGUCAACGGGGUCCUCUUCUGCAAGAUGCGGCUGCUGGACGGCGGCACCUUCACCGCGGAGUCCUCCAGGGAGGUGGUGCAAGCAAAUUGUGUUCACUGGAGAAAGAAGUUCUCGUUUAUGUGCAAAAUGAGCGCCAGUGCCUCCACCGGCAUCCUGGAUCCCUGUAUCUACAGAGUGUCUGUACGGAAGGAAUUAAAAGGUGGGAAAGCUUACGCAAAGCUGGGCUUUGCAGAUCUAAACCUGGCAGAGUUUGCUGGAUCGGGAAGUACCACCCGUCGCUGCUUACUGGAAGGCUAUGAUACCAAAAAUACAAGACAGGACAACUCCAUUCUUAAAGUUUUGAUCAGUAUGCAGCUGAUGUCCGGUGACCCAUGCUUUAAAACGCCUCCUUCCACAUCCAUGUCAAUACCAAUCGCUGGGGAAUCGGAGUCUCUGGAAGAGGAUAGGAAAGGCGGCGAGACCCUCAAAGUGCAUCUUGGGAUAGCAGAUCUUUCAGCGAAGAGUGCCUCCGUUCCAGAUGAACUUGGUGCCUGGGGACACUCUAGAACAUCAAGCUAUGCAAGCCAACAGUCCAAAGUAUCAGGGUAUAGCACAGGCCACUCCCGGUCAUCCAGUUUCUCCGAAUUCUGCCACAGGAGAAAUACCUCAGUAGGAAGCACGUCAACAGGGAUUGAAAGCAUUCUUGAGCCAUGUGACGAAACUGAGCAAAUCACAACUGAACCAAAUCCAGACCCCGCCACCGCUGCCGCUGCUGUUAAGGAAGAAGAAGCUCCGGAGAAACUCCCCAGAUGCCCAGUGAAGCAGGAUUCCGUUGAGUCUCAGCUGAAGCGGGUCGACGACACCAGGGUGGAUGCUGAUGACAUCGUGGAGAAGAUCCUACAGAGUCAGGACUUCAGCCUCGACUCCAGUGCAGAAGAAGAAGGGCUGAGGUUAUUCGUGGGACCUGGGGGAAGUACAACCUUCGGCAGCCACCACCUUCCAAACAGGGUAGGAUCUGGAGCCUAUGAGCAAGUUGUAAUCAAACGCUAGAAGUGAAGCAGGCGGGCGGAAGCUUCCCUGUGUGGACAAGAGGAGUUCCAAGGUGUGUUAGUCAAGCAUGUAAGAAAAA
Rattus rattus (black rat) is the source of this 1277-nucleotide messenger RNA. RefSeq names its product family with sequence similarity 102 member B (gene Eeig2). The transcript is spliced from 11 exons. The record is from RefSeq and is a predicted model, not a curated record. Bases 101 to 1198 code for a protein of 365 amino acids. NCBI's taxonomy places the organism in Eukaryota, Metazoa, Chordata, Mammalia, Rodentia, Muridae.